Trichomonas vaginalis G3 is the source of this 882-nucleotide messenger RNA. RefSeq names its product organellar and viral DNA polymerase type B. The transcript has a single exon. The record is from RefSeq and is a predicted model, not a curated record. The annotation marks the transcript as partial. Lineage: Eukaryota; Parabasalia; Trichomonadida; Trichomonadidae.
AUGUAUGAUUUAACAGAAUAUGAAGGCUUAACGAUGUCAGAUGUAAAGAAAGGCAAACCAAAAAAGAGACCAUAUAGAGAUGAAAGCACACUGACAAAUGACCAGAAAGCCAUUUUGGAAGCUCUUAAGCAAACAGGAAACCCAGCACUUAUAGAAAGCUUUUGGAAAGAUAAUGGUGAAAAGAAGUUUUAUAAGAAGAGAAGCGGUCAGUUCUGGAAGUAUCUUUGCACAUUACCUAUAAAUCUUGAACGCUACCAAAUCUUCAAUGAACUGAACAAAAGAACUGCAACACUUAUGACAGAGGACAAUUGUUUCGUUUAUGCUUGCAUUCAGGCUGGAGUAAAUGAAGAAACUAUUGACCACAUGAGAGAAGUCAUUCGUGUUAGAGACUUUCCUCAAAGUAAAGUACAAGAAAUUUCUGACGCAACAGGUAUAUCAUUUAAUGUUACCAUUGGUUAUUUCAAUGACUCAAGACAUAAUGAAAUAAAGAGAUAUAUACCAAAAGAAUGCGAAACUGUUAGAACUAUUGACUUACUUCUUGUUGAAGACCACUACAUGCUAAAUGAAAGAUUACCAAUGACAACAUACUUCAUUCGAAACUAUAAAGAAAUUCUCAAAGCUUGUGGUGGAAUGAACAUUGAGAAACAGAUGAAGAUUUAUACAAAGAGAGAAGAUAAAUAUGUAGUUCGUUAUGAUAGAACAACACCGUUAUGGGAUGUUAUGAAAACAUUGUGGGAGUGCAAAUAUUUCGAACCUAUUUCUUAUGGAGAACUUUUCACAUAUACUACUGACUUAUAUAAACAGAACCUUGCACCAUUUAAAGAUUUGACAUAUGCUCCAAAGUAUUGUGUACAACUGAAGAAGAAAGCAGAGUCAAAAGAA